AUGAAGUCAAAGCAGCUCCCAACCUCCACCUAUGUUCUCUUCAAGGAAGGAACUGCAGAAAGGCCCGUGGUGACCUUCACUCCAGAUUUUAAAAAGAUCCUCAUUGGGGAGAGAAUCACAAUGGCCUGUAAUGCCGAAUCUGCUUCACCGACCUGUUCCUGGUACCAUAAUAAUAUUCCAGUACACACAGGAGAGACCUACGUGAUACCAUCAGCCGAGAUGAGACAUGGCGGAGAUUAUCACUGCCAGACCGGAGAUGGAGAUACAAGUGAGAUUGUCACACUGAAUGUUACUGAUGGUCUGGUCAUCCUUCAGGCUCCUCUCUAUGUAUAUGAAGGUCCGGUCAUCCUGCAGGCUCCUGUCCUUGUAUAUAAGGGUCAUGACCUGGCACUAAGAUGUCACAGCCGCCCUGGGGAUAGAGUAAUCAGGACGACGUUCUACAAAGAUGGCGAUGUCAUACAGCCAUUACCCAGAGAUCCCGGUAUGGUUAUUAUUCCCACAGAUAAAAAGCAGGAGGGAAGAUACAGAUGUGAGAGAACAUUAUCCCAGGAGGAGUAUGUGACUUAUACAGAUGAAGAGUCCCUACACAUCAGAGAAUUGUUCCUGAAGCCGAACCUCUCUACAGAACUUCACCCCGCGGUAGAAGGAGAUCACAUGACCCUGACCUGCAACACAAGUCUGAGACCGCACAGACCGAGGACGCAACUGGAGUCUGCCUUCUACAGAGAUGGAAAAGAGGUGAAGACAUUUAGUUCUCUUAAUCAGUAUGACGUCCAUUCCGCUCAGCUGGAGGAUUCUGGGAAAUAUUCCUGUGACGUGAGAACCCCGACCGGCUCUGUGAGGAAGAGGAGCGCAGAAUUAUAUAUCCAGAUAGAAGAAUUGUUCCUGAAGCCGAACCUCUCUACAGAACUUCACCCCGCGGUAGAAGGAGAUCACAUGACCCUGACCUGCAACACAAGUCUGAGACCGCACAGACCGAGGACGCAACUGGAGUCUGCCUUCUACAGAGAUGGAAAAGAGGUGAAGACAUUUAGUUCUCUUAAUCAGUAUGACGUCCAUUCCGCUCAGCUGGAGGAUUCUGGGAAAUAUUCCUGUGACGUGAGAACCCCGACCGGCUCUGUGAGGAAGAGGAGCGCAGAAUUAUAUAUCCAGAUAGAAGGUGAAUGUGUAACGGCGGGGACGCUGAGAUCCAAAGAUGGAUGGAAUGUUCAGGAAUUCGGUUCCUCCAAUCAAUAUGGAGUCCAGUCCGCUCUGCCGGGGGAUUCUGGGAAUUAUUCCUGUGAAGUGAGAACUCCAACCUACAGUGUGAACAGGAGAAGUCAGAAGAUAUCCGUCCAGAUCAAAGAUUAUCCAAGCAACACCACUACGGCCAUAGUCGCUGGUUUGGUCAGUACUACUCUCCUCAUCAUCCUUAUAUUAGGAAUUGUCCUCGUCAAGAAGAAAUUCACUUCUGAUGAGAAAAGGCAAACAACGGGCCAUCAAGAAGCAGGUGAUGACAUCAAGGCCACAUUCAAAAAUGAGAAGGAUCCCCAGCUGCUGCUGAGCCAUGGAUUGAAGAGAUCAGUAAAGCCGGAGGAUCAGCAUGGCAGCCAGGCCGGGCAGAAUAUUCAGGAGAAGGUCAGCGAUGGUGGCACCCAUCCAGUGCUCAUGUCCGGGUUUUCUGUAUUCUUCUUCCGUAGCAGAAGAACAUUCCGGGAUUUCCCCAUCUCGUCACCCAGAGGAGCCUCUGAACAAGCGGACGUGUUUUACACCGAAAUUCAGUUCACGCGGGAAGUUCCUGCCGCAAGCUCCGCCUCCGAUGAAGACUCGUGUUAUGUCAACUAUACCGCCAACCAAACAGCAUCUUUGCCCAAAGUUACUGAAAAC
This is a messenger RNA of Nanorana parkeri, 1866 nucleotides long. RefSeq names its product Fc receptor-like protein 3. The annotation marks the transcript as partial. Gene Ontology annotation, molecular function: transmembrane signaling receptor activity. The record is from RefSeq and is a predicted model, not a curated record. The transcript is spliced from 13 exons. Gene Ontology annotation, biological process: cell surface receptor signaling pathway. Lineage: Eukaryota; Metazoa; Chordata; Amphibia; Anura; Dicroglossidae.